AUGGGGAGCAUUGGGCACGCAGGACAAUGCCGUUUUCAUUUAAAAAGAAAAAUAAGCGACGUGAAAUCCCUAAAGAUAUUAUUUUGCGCGCAUUGGAAGAAGUUUCCAAAGGUGCUAAAAUUAAAAGUACUGCGAAGAAAUAUGACAUACCGAGAUCUAACCUUCAAAGAUGAAGAAGAGAAAAUUUCAGAAUAUCUUGUAACAUCGUUUAAAUUAAACCAUGGACUAUCAAAACUGAAAACACACGAAUUGGUUUAUGAAUACGCCACUGCCAUUAAAAAAAAUCCAGAUAACUGGACAGAGAAGAAACUUGCAUCCAAAGACUGGCUAAGGGGAUUUUUUAAAAGACAGCCUCAACUUUCGAUAAGGACACCAGAAGCUACCAGUCUGUCACAGGCCACAAGCUUCAAUAAGAAAAAUGUCGGAGAUUUUUUUGAAAAUCUUAAAACUGUGUAUGAACGGCAUCCCUUCGGCCCUGAGUCUAUUUACGAUAUAGACGAAAGUGGAUUAUCAACGGUGCAACGAACCCAGAAAGUGAUUGCUCUCAGAGGCACUAAGCAAGUUGGGCAAGUAACGUCAGCUGAAAGAGCUGCGGUAUUAAUGCAUUGGAUGGUAAGCAAUCCGGCCAAAACAGUAACAAUUUAUGAAAUCCCAAAAUUAGCAGCAAAAGCCAUUCCACUAGCAUUCAAGUUGCAGAAUAUUCAAAGUGGAUUUGAAAAAUCUGGCAUAUGGCCAUUCAAUUCAAAUAUUUUCUCCGAUGAAGAUUUCGCUUGUUCUUCUAUAACGGAUCGCUGCUUGCCGGAAGAGAGUAAUGUUCCUUCAGAACAAACUAUUUUAGACCAACCUGUCACUGAACAGCCUUCAACAGGGGAAAAUCAGAGUCUAGAAGAUGGUACAAGUUCAAAUGUGGGAGUCAUUGGACCAUCUCAACUGGAAUCUCCCUCUAGAAGUCAGAUUAGUGGCACUGUCAAUGUAACACCUGAUGUAGUAAGACCGUAUCCAAAGGCCGGCCCCAGGAAAUUGCAGGGUAUGAAGCGGAAGAAGGGAAAAACUAGAAUACUGACGGACACACCCGAGAAAAGACUGAUAGAAAUGGAAGAACAAGAAAGACAAAGAAAAAAUAAGAUCAAGCUCAACAAAAAUAACAGUUUUAUUAACAUUUAUAAUUAUCAAGCAAUAUCAGCAAUAAAUAAUGAUGAUGAUGAGCGGUCCUCAACUCCCCAAUCCAUAGCUGGUGCAUCUUCAAGUACACAAUAUACGAGCACCAAACGUAAAUGUGCACAAGAUGUAAGACAGGAAUUUAUGGAAUUGGAGAAGAAAAAGUUGGAAUUAUUACAACUUAAACUGUCACAAAGCAGCAAACAACACGAACAAGAUUGCGAAGAUCUGUUAUCUUAUAAAAGUUUGUUGCCGUACAUGAAAGAAUUAUCUCCUAUGCAAAAACUACGCGCUAGAAACAAUAUUACACAAGUUAUUAUGGACGAAAUGAAUAGUGGCAUGACGCAGUCUCACCAUGGAUAUAAUACAUACGAUUAUAACACGACUAAUUAUGGAAAUUAA
Molecule: messenger RNA, 1560 nt
Organism: Leptosia nina
Lineage: Eukaryota; Metazoa; Arthropoda; Insecta; Lepidoptera; Pieridae
Source: the annotation of a GenBank genome assembly